GGAGUUGAGGCCUUGGAGGCUGAGAUGUGGUUCUGCGCGUGCGCGGACGGCUGUCUGUUAACUCCGCGGUCAGUUCCCGGACUGGCGGCUGGUCUGUAGGGUUGACCUACGCAAUGCAGAGGCUGCAGGUAGUGCUGGGCCACCUGAGGGGUCCGGCCGAUUCCGGCUGGAUGCCGCAGGCCGCGCCUUGCCUGAGCGGUGCCCCGCAGGCCUCGGCCGCGGACGUGGUGGUGGUGCACGGGCGGCGCACGGCCAUCUGCCGGGCGGGCCGCGGCGGCUUCAAGGACACCACCCCCGACGAGCUUCUCUCGGCAGUCAUGACCGCGGUUCUCAAGGACGUGAAUCUGAGGCCGGAACAGCUGGGGGACAUCUGUGUCGGAAAUGUGCUGCAGCCUGGGGCCGGGGCAAUCAUGGCCCGAAUCGCCCAGUUUCUGAGUGACAUCCCGGAGACUGUGCCUUUGUCCACUGUCAAUAGACAGUGUUCGUCGGGGCUACAGGCAGUGGCCAGCAUAGCAGGUGGCAUCAGAAAUGGGUCUUAUGACAUUGGCAUGGCCUGUGGGGUGGAGUCCAUGUCCCUGGCUGACAGAGGGAACCCUGGAAAUAUUACUUCGCGCUUGAUGGAGAAGGAGAAGGCCAGAGAUUGCCUGAUUCCUAUGGGGAUAACCUCUGAGAAUGUGGCUGAGCGGUUUGGCAUUUCACGGGAGAAGCAGGAUACCUUUGCCCUGGCUUCCCAGCAGAAGGCAGCAAGAGCCCAGAGCAAGGGCUGUUUCCAAGCUGAGAUUGUGCCUGUGACCACCACGGUCCAUGAUGACAAGGGCACCAAGAGGAGCAUCACUGUGACCCAGGAUGAGGGUAUCCGCCCCAGCACCACCAUAGAGGGCCUGGCCAAACUGAAGCCUGCCUUCAAGAAGGAUGGUUCUACCACAGCUGGAAACUCUAGCCAGGUGAGUGAUGGGGCAGCUGCCAUCCUGCUGGCCCGGAGAUCCAAGGCAGAAGAGUUGGGCCUUCCCAUCCUUGGGGUCCUGAGGUCUUAUGCAGUGGUUGGGGUCCCACCUGACAUCAUGGGCAUUGGACCUGCCUACGCCAUCCCUGUAGCUUUGCAAAAAGCAGGGCUGACAGUGAGUGACGUGGACAUCUUCGAGAUCAAUGAGGCCUUUGCAAGCCAGGCUGCCUACUGUGUGGAGAAGCUACGACUCCCCCCUGAGAAGGUGAACCCUCUGGGGGGUGCAGUGGCCUUAGGGCACCCACUGGGCUGCACUGGGGCACGACAGGUCAUCACGCUGCUCAAUGAGCUGAAGCGCCGUGGGAAGAGGGCAUAUGGAGUGGUGUCCAUGUGCAUCGGGACUGGAAUGGGAGCCGCUGCCGUCUUUGAAUACCCUGGGAACUGAGUGAGGUCCCAGCCUGGAGGUGCUACGCAGACAGUCCUGCUGCUCUAGCAGCAAGGCAGUAACAUCACAAAAGCAAAACUACAUGGGAAAACUCAGCACUGGUGGUGGUGGCAGUGGACAGAUCAAGGCACUUCAACUCAUUUGGAAAAUGUGAACACUGGUGACAUGGUAUAGGAGUGGGUGGGGUGUUGAGCCACCCAUCGGACCCUCUUUAGCUGUGCAAGACAAAAGCAGCCUGGGUCACCCAGGCCACAAGGCCAUGGUUAAUUCUUAAGGCAAGGUGAAUCCAUGGAUGAGAAGUGCAAUGGGCAUAGUAAAAGUGCAUGAAUUUA
Pongo pygmaeus (Bornean orangutan) is the source of this 1720-nucleotide messenger RNA. It is a transcript of the gene ACAA1, whose product is annotated as acetyl-CoA acyltransferase 1. Gene Ontology annotation, biological process: fatty acid beta-oxidation; phenylacetate catabolic process. Gene Ontology annotation, molecular function: acetyl-CoA C-acyltransferase activity. NCBI's taxonomy places the organism in Eukaryota, Metazoa, Chordata, Mammalia, Primates, Hominidae. Gene Ontology annotation, cellular component: peroxisome. The record is from RefSeq and is a predicted model, not a curated record. The coding region runs from base 114 to 1388 and encodes 424 amino acids. The transcript has 12 exons.